CAUGCGGCGGACGGCGCUUCACUUGUUAUCACGCGGCGGGUCGGCCGCCUGGAACAGCCGCGUCAGUCCUCUGUCGUCCGUAGGCUGUGCGAAACCGCCAACCGUGCCUGCCAAGAUGCGAGUCUCCGCCCCCGCCAGUCUGGAGGGCCCUCUGGUGGUCCCGGAGAAGACCCUGAUGGGGCCGGGACCCUCCAACGCCCACCCUCGGGUGCUGGAGGCCCAGAAGCUUCCGCUGCUCGGUCAUCUGCACCCGGAGUUUUGCAAGAUCAUGGACGAGUGCAAGGACGGCAUCCGGUACAUGUUCCAGACGGAGAACCGGGUGACGCUGGCGCUGUCCAGCACCGGCCACGGUGGCAUGGAGGCCGUGAUGUGCAACAUGCUGGAGCCAGGCGACACCAUCCUGAUCGCCAACAACGGCAUCUGGGGCGAGCGAUCGGCCGACAUGGCGCGCAGGCACGGCGCCGUGGUCCACGAGCUGAAGGAGCCGGCCGGAUCUGCUUUCUUCCUGCAGUCGAUUCGUGCAGCGCUCGACGUCUACAAGCCGUGUCUCCUCUUCGUCACGCACGGGGAGUCCUCUACCGGAGUCGUGCAGAACCUGGAGGGCAUUGGUGACGCCUGCAAAGAGCACGGCUGCCUCUUCGCCGUGGACACGGUGGCCUCGCUGGGCGGCACGCCGUUCCUGGCCGACGAGUGGGGCGUCGACGUGGUGUACACGGGUUCGCAGAAGGUGCUGGGCGCGCCGCCCGGCACCGCCCCCAUCUCGCUCAGCGAUGCGGCCUGGCAGAAGGUGGUCAACCGGAAGACUCCGAUCCGGUCGUUUUACUUUGACCUGACCUGGCUGGCUAACUACUGGGGCUGUGACGAGGGACCACGCAAGUACCACCACACGGGCCCCAUCUCGGGGGUGUACGCGCUGCGCGAGGCGCUGGCCGUGUCGUGCGCGGCCGGCCUCGAGUCGCUCUGGGAGCGGCACAGCCGCUGUGCGCGCCGCCUCUUCGCCGGUCUGGCCGAGAUCGGCCUGCGCCCGUUCGUCGAGACGGAGAGCUUCCGGCUGCCGACCGUCACCACCGUCAGCGUGCCCGACGGCGUCAACUGGAAGGCCGUCAUCGGCUACUGCAUGAACACGUACAAGGUGGAGAUAGCGGGCGGCCUGGGCCCCACGGCCGGCAAGGUGUGGCGAGUGGGGCUGAUGGGCGUCAACGCCACCGAGGAGAGGGUGGACCUCGUGCUGCGUGCCCUCCGGGAGGCACUGGCGCAGGCCAGCAUCUAGGUCAAGGUUGCGGAGGUCACCGGCCGCCGCCGCCGCCGCCUUGCAGCACCGGCAGGACCUCGUCCGUGAGCACCACCCCAGGCGCGAAAGGCUGCCGGCGAGAGGCGCCGGGACCGGUAGCUGUGGGACCAACGCGGAUCAGCUGUUUUCUCAAGCUUACACCUGUUGUUGUACCGAAACAUGUGCAAUGGGUCAUGUACGGCUUUCCGAUCAUGUUAACAACGCGUGGUUGGUAAGCCAUUUGUAUUGAAAUAUUCCCCACUGGUUGAAUGGUUUUGCAUAAUACGACUCAUUCCAACGGCGUGCAAUAUAUUGAUGCGAGCUCCA
Messenger RNA from Pollicipes pollicipes, 1597 nucleotides. Its product is annotated as serine--pyruvate aminotransferase, mitochondrial. The coding region runs from base 2 to 1270 and encodes 422 amino acids. Lineage: Eukaryota; Metazoa; Arthropoda; Thecostraca; Pollicipedomorpha; Pollicipedidae. Gene Ontology annotation, molecular function: L-alanine:glyoxylate transaminase activity; L-serine:pyruvate transaminase activity. Gene Ontology annotation, cellular component: peroxisome. The transcript has 8 exons. The record is from RefSeq and is a predicted model, not a curated record.